AAACCAAUAUUGAUUGGAUUAGUAGAAUGAUAAAAAAGAAAUACAUCAAUUUUAUUGACCAUGGAGAGUUUGAAAACCCGAUGUUUGCUAAUAGCGGGGGUACCGGAGUCAUAAGAAAAGCCCUGUGGAAAACAAAAAAUAUAGUCAUCAUAUUAAAACAAAUUGUGCCUGAUGAAGUUAUAACAGAGCCGGAACAUCAAGAGCUUGUUAAGAAGCAUACCAAAAAUAUAGUUAUUAAGAGAGAUGAAAGCUUCGAAGAUGGCAUUAGAGUAAUUAUCAUUGAUUUUGGACUCUCUAAAGUUGUUCCGCGUAAUAGUACAUCGCAUCAGGGAAUAAAAGGCCAUGUAAAUUUUAUAGAUCCCGUUAUCUUAGAAGCAUUAAAUGCACAAUUUGGGCAGAU
Messenger RNA from Racocetra fulgida, 400 nucleotides. The record is from the annotation of a GenBank genome assembly. Lineage: Eukaryota; Fungi; Glomeromycota; Glomeromycetes; Diversisporales; Gigasporaceae.